Hibiscus syriacus is the source of this 3348-nucleotide messenger RNA. RefSeq names its product myosin-2 heavy chain-like. The transcript is spliced from 8 exons. Bases 298 to 3348 code for a protein of 1016 amino acids. Lineage: Eukaryota; Viridiplantae; Streptophyta; Magnoliopsida; Malvales; Malvaceae. The record is from RefSeq and is a predicted model, not a curated record.
AGAGAGGAGAAUGAUAGAAAGAGCUCUUCUUUAGAUCUGCUCUCUUUCAUGGCUUCUUUAUUUCUGAGUUCUAGACUCCGUCUCCGACUCAGUUCCAUUAGCGCUGAACCAACUCGCUUCUGAUUAGCUGAACUCUACGUGUAGACCGGUAUGACUGGCUCUGUUUCCCCGCGUGGACUUGCAUUCUGAUUGGAUUUUCGGCAUCGGAUCGAGUGAUCGAUUGAAUGACGGAUUUUCUGCGGGAUUCUCCGGACCUCGACUGAGAGUCCCCGAAUUGCGGCGGGUUUCGCGGCGGAGAUGUUUAAGUCGGCGAGAUGGAGGAGCGACAAGAACAGGACCAAAGCCGUGUUCAAGUUGCAGUUACAUGCAACUCAAGUUACACAAUUGAAUGUGCAAGCAUUGAUGAUAUCAGUGGUCCUUGGCGAUGGAGGCAAACUGCGAACCAAAUUAGGAAAGGCGACGGUCCUAGAUGGUAAUUGUCAGUGGGAAAAUCCGGUCUACGAGACCGUUAAAUUUUCUCGGGAUCUAAACACAGGAAAGAUCAAUGAAAUAAUCUACCAUUUUAUUUUAUCAACAGGAUUGGGAAAAGGUGGUUUGGUUGGGGAAGCUUCAAUUGAUUUUGCUGCUUAUUCUGAAGCAAUUAAAACUUGCACCGUUUCUCUUCCGUUAAAGAAUUCCAACUCUAAAGCAAUUUUGCAUGUCUCAAUACAGAUGCUGCAGGAAAAUAUUGAUCAGAGAAAGGUGGAAGAAAUUGAAGAUGCAAGUACUAAAACGCGAGACGGUAGCUUGAAGGAUGAUGAAAGUAUUAAGAGCGAUACCAUUGAAGAUGUGCCUUCAAGCAAAGCCACCAACAAUGUUGAAUUGCAUGGGAACCGCAGAGGAUCGAGAGAAUCUGAUAUUACCGUUUCAAGUUCUGGUAGCAUCUUUGGACUCGACAUUCCAAGAGAACUUGGAAUGAGAAACGACAUCAAUCAGGACCCUCCGUAUUUGUCAUCUAUGAAUAACACCUCAUUUACUCCUAAACCAACAUCAAUUGCCUCAACAGCAACCUACGAGGAGUCGUCAGCAGGUUCUGAUCUUGGAACGAGUACUGAUGACUCUAACAGUUCACAGGACACUUUUCCACGAGAAAACUCCCAACAUGGUUCAUAUAAUGAGAUUGAAAGGCUCAAGAACGAGCUCAAGGCUUUGACCAGACAAGUGGAUGUUUCAGAUAUGGAAUUGCAAGCUCUUAGAAAACGAAUAGUAAAGGAGAGCAAAAGGGGACCGGAUCUCUCAUGGGAAGUUGUUACUUUGAAAAGAGAGAGAGAUGCACUCAAAUUAGAGUGUGAGAAGCUGAAGGCCUUUGAGAAGCAAAUAGAUGAUGCAAAAGUAAAAAGCAGGUUGGAGUUUGAGAGUGGAGACCCAUGGGUUCUUAUUGAAGAAAUCAGACAAGAACUGAAUUACGAGAAGGCCUUGAAUUCAAAUCUUCAGUUACAACUGCUGAAGCCACAGGAAUCAAAUGCUGAGUUGAUGUUUGUCGUACGAGACCUAGAAGAAACAUUGGAUGCGAAGAAGACGGAGGUACCCCAUCCUCCCAAGAAAUCAGGAUCCAAUGGUAGUGCUGAGGAAAUGGGAGUAACCAUAUCAGGAUGUCACUCAGAUGAGGAUGAUGGGCAGAGGGAAUUGGAACAACUUGUUAAAGCGCACAAAGAUGACAAGGAAACCUCUUUCCUUGUACAAAAGAUCAUGGAGUUCUACAAAGAGAUAGAGACCUACAAGAGAGAUAAAGAUGAGCUUGAAGCACAAAUGGAGCAGCUAGCACUUGAAUAUGAGAUACUGAAGCAGGAAAAUCACGACAUGUCCUACAAAUUAGAGCAAAGCCAACUGCAAGAUCAACUGAAUAUGCAGUAUGAGUGCCCAUCUUCCUUUGCUAACAUAAAUGAACUUCAGACCCAAAUUGAGUGCUUGGAAUGUGAACUCAACAAGCAAUCUAAAGCAUUCUCUCAGUCCUUAAUUACCAUAAACAAAUUAGAAACCCGCAUCAAAAGCUUGGAGGAAGAGUUGGAGAAACAGACACAAGUAUUCAAAAUGGAUCUAGAAUCUAUCAUACAAGCCAAAGUUGAUCAGGAGCAAAGAGCUAUCCUAGCUCAGGAAGCCUUACGAAUGACAAGAUGGAAGAAUGCUAAUGCAGCUGAAAGUCUGCAGGAGGAAUUUAAAAGUCUCUAUAUGAAGAUGGCCUUUACACUUGAUGCAAAUGAGAAGUCGGUUACAAAAGCUCUAACAGAAGCUAGUGAACUAUGCUUGCAGAAAAAUGAGCUAGAAGAAUUGCUCAAGAAAGCUAAAGAAGAGCUCCAAUCAGUUACGGAAAACUAUGAGACAAAACUCUGUAACCUUUCCAAUCAAGUAAAUUUAAAAUCAAACCAGAUAGAACAGAUGUUGGAGGAAAUUGAUGACAAAUCUAAGCAGCUUGAACAUCAAAAGAAGCAUGAGGAAGAAGUUAGUGGGGCUUUUUCCCAGGUGAUCCGCAACCUAAAAGUUGAGAUCGACAAGCUGACUAUGGGAAAAAAAUGCCUCCAUGAACAAGCUCAAUUGGUAGAAGAGUUGGGACUGGAGUUGGAAGACGCUAAAGCAUUUGCUGGAGAAGUUGAAGUGCUAAAUCAAAGAGGAAAUUUAGAAAGAAAUGAGUUGGUGUGUACAAUUGCUUUGAUGAAAAAGGAAUCAACUGAGUCACUGGAGGAAUUUCAAAGAAUGGAGCAUUUGAAGGAUGAAAAAGAAGUUGCAACCAAAUCCCUGCAAUCAGAGCUGAACACCCUCAAAACUCAAUGCACCAAAUUGAGAAAGUCUAUGUUUGAGGAUGAAGUAGAGAAACAAAAACUCAGAAAGCAAGUAAUUAAAUUGAAGGAUGACUUUAAGAAGGAAUAUGACAUUACUAGCAUGGAAAAGACGGUGAGAGAGAGCUAUGAAAGAGCAGCAGUUUCUGACGGAACAAAAACUCCAUUAGAAAAUGAAAAAUCGCCCUUGGUAUCUUGCAGUCCUACAGAAGUGGCAAGCCUAGGGGAGAAACUAAUGUUACUUGAGGGACAAAUAAAGUCAAAGGAAAUUGCUUUAGAAACAUCAGAAAAUGUCUUUCUGGAAAUGGAGAAGAAUCUUCAUAAGGAAAUUGACGAGUUAGAAAGCAGAGUAGAAGAACUCGAUGUGCACAGCACCAGUUUCUGCAAAUACCAACUUCAGAAGGUCAGAAACAUUAAAGGAAAAUCUGCAAUAUUAAUGAACAAAUAUUUAAAAGGAUCCUCACAUAAGAGGUUUCAAGUUUCAACAUUUUUAUGGCAUCAAGAAUUAAUGGUCUUGACCCUAACUAUUGUCUGA